Pieris macdunnoughi is the source of this 2355-nucleotide messenger RNA. NCBI's taxonomy places the organism in Eukaryota, Metazoa, Arthropoda, Insecta, Lepidoptera, Pieridae. The record is from the annotation of a GenBank genome assembly.
AUGUAUAAUUCUGGUAUGAGACAAAUGGAAGAGAGGCAUGUUGCGAAUCAAAUAGAUCUCAUGAUUUGGAGUCAUCGAUUGGAUUUAAUAGCUAUAAGUAAUUUGAAAGGUGAAGUGCAGGUACAUAGAUUACAUUGGCAGAAAGUUUGGAGUUUACCACCACCCAAAGAAAACACAAAAGUUGAUUCUAUGGCAUGGAGACCCGAUGGGAAAGCAUUAGCUAUUGGUUAUAAUAAUGGAAGUGUUUAUGUUAUUGAUAUUGAAGAUAAAUCAGUUAUUGAUAAAUAUGACUUUGUUCAGGAAUUUAAGGAUGAGACAGAAUUUAAGAAAUAUGGUAUUUCAUGCAUAUGCUGGGCUCUUAAAUCUGGUACUUUGGAAAGCACUACAGAAUAUAAUAUUUAUGAUGAUUCCAGUUUGUUUUUACAAAAUCCACCUAUGCCAAAUACUUCUUACAAAACUCAAAAUACCAAUGAAAAUGAUACAGAGUUCAAAGAUAGUUCAGAACAAUUUAACCAAUUAAAUUUGUUAAUAGUUGCAUAUGGUACAGGCACAAUAUUUAUAAGUGUAUUUGGUAGACAUCCUUAUAGAAGUGUUCACUUAUCGCAAUUUACAAAUGAUCCCCAAGGCAACUACAAAAUUCUUGACAUCCAACUCUCUGAUGACUUCAGUAUAAUGCAGGUUUUAUAUCUAGAGAGAUGCACUAAUAGGAUUAUGGUGUCAAUUAUCAACACAAGUGUUCUAUCAGCAUAUUCAGAAGAGCUGUCAAUAGUAGCAAAUUCACAGAUACAAAUAUAUCAAUUAUUGUCACGCCUGACUCGAACUAUGAAAGCUGUAACAGAAGCUUGGGAACAUAUUCUUCUAGAAAUGGAUACUAAAAUGGCUUUAUAUGCAUCUACAGUUCCAGAAGGAGGUGUUUCGGCCGAUUUAUUAGAAUUAUUAAUGCUAGGUGUACCUUCUGAUGAUUUAGAAGGGUUUCUUUUAAGAGAUUUAACAGCAAAAGGUCUUAAGAAGUUUGGUACCUCGGUUGAAUUAAGUUAUUCAACUAUUCAAAAACUAGUAUUGAAGAAACUAAAUAUUAUUGGCCAAAAUCUUGUAUACCAUUUGUCUGAGUUACGAGGUCAUGCAAAAAUUCCUGAUAGAUAUAAGAUAUUGGGUUUAGAUGAGCAAAAGGUGACUGCUGCAGUAAGAGCCUGCUUUGCUUUUUUGAACAAAUGCCUUGAACUGCAGCAAGUAAUCGAUGUAUCAAUGAGAAACUACAAAGCAUUUUUCCGUUGGCUGUUUGUUGUCAUUGUUCGUCUGUUAGAUGAACAAACUCCCAGUGAAAUUGUUAAGAUAACACAGCAGGAACUUACGCAUAUAGCAGACUUUUUAUACAACUUUGAUAAUGUUCAAGUGGACACAUCGGAGUCAAUAGAUAAACCCGUUAAGUUUAAUUUAGAAAGACUAGGCCAAUAUCUACAGGAUCAGGAAUUGACAAUUCUUCCAGACAAUGAUGACAAUCCGUGGCAUAAAAUCUUAAAAGAGAAUUUGUGUUUGUCCAAAGAUAAUGAUACAAUAUUUUGCAUAGAUGAAUUUAAAAAGUAUUCUCUUAUCCAACAACAAAACCAUAUGACAAAACACAUUGAAGAAGUAUUUGAUAUACACCAUAAAGAUAUUGCCCAAAAUUUCUCUGCCCUUUUUAACAUUAAAUGUUAUGACGCAGAUGCCCCUUUAGAAGUAGAAGAUAGUUUUAAGACUUCACAAAUAUUUGAUGUAGACCAACAAAGAUUUAUGAUGGCUUUAGUAAAUACAAAGGGUAAUUCUCAAAUUCUAUAUUUCAUGUCUGUGAGUGUAAAAGAGAGAUACUCUGCAUCAACAUGUCAAUAUGUUUUUUCAACUAGUCUGCUUAAAGACAGUAGUGAUCAAGGUGAAAAUUUAGAAAUAUUAGACAUACAAUUUUAUUCAUCUGAAAAUUUAUCUCUACUUUUGAAACAUCCAUCUUCUGAGGAUAGUACAGUAUUUGUUCAAUUACCUUUAAUAGUAGCCAUCGAAAGUGCUUCGGAAUUCAAUAUGAAAUGUAAAAAUUUAAUUUUCAACCAAUAUUUACCACAUACUGAUCUUGCCCCACUUCUUGAUCCUAGUGUUUAUAAAGUUAUGGAAAAAAUUUAUGGACAAAAAAUAGCUGUUUCGGGAGCAAGAAAAGUUGCUGUAGUGUUAUCAAAUAUUCAAAGAAAAGUGAAAAUAUUUGAAAUGGAAAUUAAUAGUGAAGAAGAAGAUGAUGAUAUCUUUGAUUCUACAUCACAAUCAAAUAUUACACAAGGUGAAACUAGUCAGACCAGUGAUAAGAACUCUACAAGGGAAAAUAUUUCAUUUUAA